Alligator sinensis (Chinese alligator) is the source of this 5594-nucleotide messenger RNA. RefSeq names its product CCCTC-binding factor (gene CTCF). Gene Ontology annotation, molecular function: DNA-binding transcription factor activity, RNA polymerase II-specific; RNA polymerase II transcription regulatory region sequence-specific DNA binding. Gene Ontology annotation, cellular component: nucleus. The record is from RefSeq and is a predicted model, not a curated record. The transcript is spliced from 12 exons. NCBI's taxonomy places the organism in Eukaryota, Metazoa, Chordata, Crocodylia, Alligatoridae. Gene Ontology annotation, biological process: regulation of transcription by RNA polymerase II. Bases 2000 to 4207 code for a protein of 735 amino acids.
UGCCCUCUGGACAAGCUGCCCACAGCUCCAUCCCACUUAAACCUCUCUUAACCCAUGCAGAUCUAACCUUGCUUUUGGUACUGGAAACAUGCCUCCAGCACUGCCCAUUGGUACAGUGCUCUCAUAAUGGCAGGCCCUGAACUCCUGUGCCACCUUUUUGCAAGUUCACCCUAGUGGAACAAAAUUACAAAAUCCUGGGCUCUGAAUUCUUAGCCAUCAGAGUGGCUUUGGGAAGGGCUGUAUCAUGGGGUACAGGACCAUAAGUUUCUGGGGUACUUCCAGAAGGCUAAGGCACUCAACCAGAGACACCUUUGGGCACCUUCUCCUGCUUUGCUUUCCAGAUAACUUACUAGGUCAUUUUUACUGGGGGUAGAAUCUGCGUGUCCCUGGAUUGGGCAAAACUAUAACUGGCCUUCUCCUGAACUGACUCCCUGUUAGCAGGCUAUCCCCGAACAGAGAAGAUACAUUGGCUUUCCUCCCGCUAGUUUUGGCAGUCAUGACUGCAACAUGGUGCAGGCCUUUAUCUGCUCUUGCAGUGUUUGUGCCCACACCAAGAGACCCAUUCAGAAGCCUUGCAGAUUCCUCUAACCCCUUCCCACCCUGCUCUGGCCAUUAUCUGCAGUCUCCCAGGUCCUCAUUGUAGACCUGCCCAUCUCAACAGUUGAUUUACGAUCCUGACCGUAAUGAACCAACUCACUAAAAUGGCCCAUUUACCACUUUUACCAUUGCAUGGACCUUCCAUCAGCACAGGAUAUGGCAUGGCUGUGGUUGAACCAUACAGUUGGCCUUCAACAGCCUCUCAGGUUCCAUCGUGCCUGACCAUGGGUUCCAAUUCAUUUCCUGGUUCUGGGGCCUUGCACUUCUCGCAAUAUAUGCCCAUCUCACAUUGGCCUGCCAUUCCCAGACAGAUGGCCAGACAGAUGAGACCAACUAGUCCUGGGUCAGUACCUCUGUUGUCACCUUGGUUUCAAACAGAAUAACAGGUUAUCUUAACAGUUUCAGAAUUAUCCUACAGUAACUUUUUGAGCAUGUCUUAGCCAGGCAAGGCCUGUUCUUCACAAACUAUGGGUUCUACCCUUGUUUGCACCCCACCUUAUCCACACACUUGCUCAGCCCCAUGGCUAUGGACUGGGUACACUAGUGGUUUUCAGAUGUUUUGGACUCUAAGCCCCCCUCACUCCUGACCUGCAGCCCUCUGACCCUGCUGGUGCCCCUGACUCCUAACCCACAAUCCCUGAGCCACACAGCCUUGCUGGUGUCCCUCACUCCCAACCCGCUGGGUGGGGGGGAGGUAUGAUCUGAUGUUGCCACUCCCCUCAGGCUCUCUACACUGCCUUCCCACACAUGCAUGUAGCACCCCCCCUUGGCUUCCUUCUGCUCCCUUCAGUCCCAAAUAGCCCUUUGCAAGCUGAAAUGCUGCUAGCCUGCAAAGAGAAACCCAUUGUUUCCCAAAUUUUUUCCUUUAAAAAAGAAAAUCCACAUUUUUCUGCAAACUGGAUAGUGGCAGCAGCAGCAGGCUCAGCCCGGGUGUUGGCUGCCCCAACUGACCUCGGAGAUCACAAUCGCGCCAGGUCUGCGCCCCCUGCAGUUCCCGUGAAACCUGCGGUGACCCCCCCAGGGGGUUACAUACCCCUGGUUGAGGAUCACUGGGGUACAUAUUGAUAAGAUCCAGGAGGAAUCAAAGCAACACUUGGAAAAGGCAAGAGACCUACAUAAGCAGUCAGGACCUGCCUACUAAGUAUGGUUGUCAGCCAAACACCUCCACGCAGGCUGGCCUCACCAAAGCUAGACCACCACUUUAAUGGCCCCAUACUCAUAAUCGGUCAAAUCAACCUAGUAGACUUUGAGAUGCAACUCCCUUGGACACUGGAGAUCCACCUGAUAUUCCACAUCUCUAUAUGCAGCUUGAUGGUGCCAGCAUCUUGAGUGAGAGGAAUGAAGAGGGCCACGGUCAGAGCAUGAGAGUGAGAUAGAAAUUUGAAGAAGCCUGGGAAGGGAUAUGUGGACAGAGGAAGGUGAAAUGGAAGGCGAGGCAGUUGAGGCUAUUGUGGAGGAAUCUGAAACUUUCAUUAAGGGAAAAGAAAGAAAAACCUAUCAAAGACGCCGUGAAGGUGGACAGGAGGAGGAUGUUUGUCAUAUCCCACCUAACCAAGCAGAUGGGGGUGAAGUAGUGCAGGAUGUUAGUAGUGGUGUGCAGAUGGUGAUGAUGGAACAGCUGGAUCCAACACUUCUUCAAAUGAAGACUGAAGUAAUGGAAGGCACUGUGCCUCAGGAAACGGAGGCUACAGUGGAUGACACACAGAUAAUAACACUUCAGGUUGUUAAUAUGGAAGAACAGCCUAUAAACAUUGGUGAGCUUCAGCUUGUCCAAGUACCUGUUCCAGUGACUGUACCAGUUGCCACCACUUCUGUGGAAGAACUUCAGGGAGCGUAUGAAAAUGAGGUUUCAAAAGGAGGCCUACAAGAGGGAGAGCCUAUGAUCUGUCACACGCUCCCUUUACCAGAAGGUUUCCAAGUAGUGAAAGUAGGUGCAAAUGGUGAGGUGGAAACACUGGAGCAAGGAGAACUUCAGCCACAGGAAGAUCCUAAUUGGCAGAAAGAUCCAGACUAUCAGCCACCAGCCAAAAAAACAAAGAAAACCAAAAAGAGCAAGCUUCGUUAUACUGAGGAAGGCAAAGAUGUGGAUGUGUCUGUGUAUGAUUUUGAAGAGGAGCAGCAAGAGGGUUUGCUAUCUGAGGUCAAUGCAGAAAAGGUGGUGGGCAACAUGAAGCCCCCUAAACCAACAAAAAUAAAAAAGAAAGGUGUAAAAAAGACAUUCCAGUGCGAGCUGUGCAGUUAUACCUGUCCACGUCGUUCCAACUUGGACCGGCACAUGAAAAGCCACACUGAUGAAAGGCCACAUAAGUGCCAUCUCUGUGGCAGAGCUUUCCGGACAGUCACGUUGCUGAGGAACCACCUCAACACUCACACAGGUACUCGUCCUCACAAGUGCCCAGACUGCGACAUGGCCUUUGUGACUAGUGGAGAGUUGGUUCGGCAUCGCCGUUACAAACACACUCAUGAGAAACCAUUCAAAUGUUCAAUGUGUGACUAUGCUAGUGUGGAGGUCAGCAAGUUGAAACGCCACAUUCGCUCUCAUACUGGAGAGCGUCCAUUCCAGUGUAGCUUGUGCAGCUAUGCCAGCAGAGACACUUACAAACUGAAGAGGCACAUGAGAACCCACUCUGGAGAGAAGCCAUAUGAAUGUUACAUCUGUCAUGCUCGCUUUACCCAGAGUGGCACCAUGAAGAUGCACAUUUUGCAAAAGCACACGGAGAAUGUGGCAAAAUUUCAUUGCCCCCACUGUGAUACUGUCAUAGCAAGAAAGAGUGACUUGGGUGUCCAUUUGCGAAAGCAGCAUUCCUACAUUGAGCAGGGCAAGAAAUGUCGCUACUGUGACGCUGUGUUCCAUGAGCGAUAUGCUCUCAUCCAGCAUCAAAAGUCUCACAAGAAUGAGAAACGUUUCAAGUGUGACCAGUGUGAUUAUGCAUGCAGACAGGAGCGGCACAUGAUCAUGCACAAACGUACCCAUACUGGAGAAAAGCCUUAUGCCUGUAGCCAUUGUGAUAAAACCUUCCGUCAGAAACAGCUCCUUGAUAUGCACUUCAAACGUUACCAUGACCCCAACUUUGUCCCUGCUGCCUUUGUCUGUUCGAAGUGUGGUAAAACAUUCACUCGCAGGAACACCAUGGCUAGACAUUCUGAUAACUGUUCUGGCCCAGAUGGUGCAGAAGGAGAGAAUGGAGGGGAGCCGAAUAAGAAGGGUAAACGUGGAAGAAAAAGAAAGAUGCGAUCUAAGAAGGAAGAUUCAUCUGACAGUGAAGAAAAUGCUGAGCCAGAUCUGGAUGACAAUGAAGAAGAGGAGGAGACGGCAGUAGAAAUUGAGGCUGAACCAGAAGUGGAGCAAGUGGCCCCUGCACCGCCUCCUGCUAAGAAACGAAGAGGAAGGCCACCAGGCAAAGCCAACCAACCAAAGCAGCCCCAGCCUACAGCAAUCAUUCAGGUUGAAGACCAGAACACUGGUGCAAUUGAAAACAUUAUAGUUGAAGUAAAGAAAGAACCUGAUGCAGAAACAGUAGGAGAAGAGGAGGAAGCUCAGCCUGCUGUAGUGGAAGCUCCCAAUGGAGACCUCACUCCCGAGAUGAUUCUCAGCAUGAUGGACCGGUGAUGGAGGAAAGGCCGCGCGUGCUGACUGAACUGGCCUGGGCUGUGUUUAAGCGGCUCAAAUCUAUUUUUCCUUUUACCUUUUCUUGGCUUUGGGAAAUGCAUCAUUUUAGACCAUUUUACCAAACAUACUGGGAAAUAAAACUUCAAAAUGAUGUUAGAAUGUGAUUUAACUAGAACUUGCUGUUUUAUGUUAGCAUUACUACAGGAUCAUGGAACAUUAGGAAAUAUUUUGGAGUCCUCGAGGGUUUCCUCAGAUGCUCGGUUUUUGAUCUGAACUGCAUUGUAAUGAUGGUCCAAGGACAGUGUUUACAUGCAACAAGUUUUAAUACAAAAGUGGAAAAGCAAAAGCCCAGACUAAAGUAAUGUGGUAAACCACUCCGGACUUGUCCAUCCAGUUCCCAGAGUCCUCCAGCCUCCUUCUCCCAGUAGUGUUUUUAACUGUAAAUGCAGACUUGGGAAGGUUCUAGACUUUUAAAAUGUUUUUGUUUUUGCUUUUCCCCACUGACUAGCUCCGGUUCUCCAAGUCGGCUGCACACGGUAGUUUUGGCAUGCUCCAGCUGGUUUCUGUCCUUAAUAUGCUUUGCUUUCUGCAAAGCAUUUCUGUAAUGGUCAAGCUUGUAAAUAACUUUUUUUUACAUUUUAAUCUUUUUUCCAUUAAUUAAGAGGUAUGAAAAAUGCAGUUUCCGUAAACCCCAGUAUUUUAAUUACUUCCAAAUGAAGUGACAAGAAAAUUGGUGGAGUGUAAAUGUUGGAAAACCUGUUGACAACCAAUCAUGUAGAGGAGAAAAGUACCCAGACUAUUUGCUUGCUGAACAACAGAAACCCAGACGUGAAACCAGGUUACAAAGCACGUGGAACUGGCAUUUGAAACAUGUAUAAUUCCCUUCUUUUCAGUUAUACCUUCACGACUACAUUUUCUUUGCUCUAUUUUGUAGUUGUAUUUUGUGUUUAUGAAUCCAAUGUUAAGACAGAAGUGGUGAUUUUUGUAUUUGGGUCACUGCAGCCCUCAACCUGGGCCAGGAAAUUUUACUAGGUCAGUAAUUAUAAAAUUUUGGAUCUCUAAUGAAAAAAAGGAAUAAUGUGAAAUACAAAUGAUGCCUGUAUAUGAACCGUCACAUGUUUAAAAUAUGUAAGCUUUUUAUAGAGCCUCAGUCUUGCUGAUUUCAAACAAAUUUUUCUUCUAUGUAUCGCUUUUAAAAGAGCUAUCAGUUUAGCUAUCAGACUCUAGGUUGAUGCAUUUUUGUACUUAGCUGUACUGUGUGAUAUUUUUCAUUAUUUUAGGAAGCCAACAUGAGAAAAAAAAACUGUUAUAAAAUAUGUAAUGGGGUUUGAAAAGCUGAGAAGGAGAAUAUACUGCUGUACAGCUAAUAAAUAAUAAUGGAUUAACA